Molecule: messenger RNA, 2038 nt
Organism: Manduca sexta (tobacco hornworm)
Lineage: Eukaryota; Metazoa; Arthropoda; Insecta; Lepidoptera; Sphingidae
Product: suppressor protein SRP40
Exons: 2
Coding region: 173-1930 (585 amino acids)
Biological process (GO): transcription by RNA polymerase I
Source: RefSeq, a predicted model, not a curated record
AGUUCAUAAAGGAUACAAUCUAUUGUCUGGCAACACUGAAAAUAAUGCUGUCAAGAAUCUGUACUCAGUACACCUACUAAUAUAUUUUUAGGUUAGAAUUAAGUUUACGAUUUGCAGAGGACUUUGCAUAAAAUCAAGUGGACUUCAUGUAUUAAAGUUUUUCUACAAAUGAAUGGCGAGUUCAUCGGAUGAAAGUUUUGCGUGGACUACAGCUUCCAACAGUUCUAAUUGCAGCUCUGAUAGCGAUCUUAAAGCCAACCACAAGAUGAUUGAAAACGGGAUAGAUGAAGACUCUGAUUAUGGAAAGAACUACAAGAAAAAUCUACACAAAAAGUUAUUAAUAAAGAAUAAUGCUGAUGAUCAGUAUGAGCAAGAAUCGCCUCACCCAAAAGAGAAAAAAACAAAACGUAAAAAGCUUGAUGAUGAUGAUGAAGAUAUUGUAAGUCCAAAAAAGAAAAAAAUCAAACUAGAACCAGAAUCUGAUGUGGACACACCUAAGAAAAAGAAGAAGAAACAAUUGGAACAGCAACAGCCUGAAGAAUCAUUUGAUAUGUCAAAUGUAGAGUUAUCACAAGACUAUGAUGAUCUGAAUAUAACUGUGAAGGAAGAACUGUCACCCCCAUCCAAGUCUAAAAAACAAAGAAAGAGUACACAGUCUAAUACAAGUAUAUCUUCUAAUCAUGACUUGGAAUACAGCAUGAAUAAUAUUAAAGAAGAGGAAAGUAUUACUGAAUCACAAGAAAUAAGUUGUGCUGGGGAUAAUGACGAAACAUUUUCUAAGAAAAAGAAAAAGAAAAGCAAAAAACGGAAGCAUUCUAUAUGUGAAGAUGAUAAUGUGACACCAGAAGACAACUGCAGUGAUGGUUCAACAACAUACUCACAAAAUAAUGAUACAGACACUAUAAUAAAAAAGUCUCCUAUUAAAAAAGAAAAAUCUAAACAUAAGCAAGAAAUUAAAAAAGAAUACAACAGUAGCAGUGACCAGUUGGACCUAUCAAGUGAUCAUGAUAGUGAUAAGUUACACAAACAAGACAAUAAAAGAAAGUCACAUGAAAAUUCAGUAGGAAAUUCAAGUAAAAAUCAUGAAAAGGUUAAUAAAAGAAUGUCUAAAAUAUCAGAUGGACUAAAAUGUGAGGAUGCAAAUAAUUCCCUAAUAGACACUAGUACAAUAAAUAAAGUUGAUAUGACAAAGUCACGAAAAUUAAAAAAGUUUCUAAAAAUCAAUGAAAACUUGAAGCAAAUUUCUUCUAGUGAACAUAAUGAAUGGACACUUAAUUCUGAUGAUGAGAUUUGGGCAGUAAGGUGCCCACAAAACAUUGAUGUCCAUUCUUUUCUUGGCACAAAGAUAAAGCUAGAUAGAAAGUGUAAAGUCAAAAUUGAUGAUCAAACCCUUGUAGGUAAAAUGAACAGUGAAAGCACCUAUCUUACAGUGUUGUCUUCAGAACACAAUGAUUAUGUUAUAAAAAAAUUACCACUGUGUGGUACCUUACAUUUGCAUACAAAAGUACCAAAAGUGCUUGUCCCAGAUAAUAUUAUUCUUAAUAACGAAAACGACUUUGUUCCUCUACCUAACACAAAAAAGAGACAUCCAUUGUUUGGUUCCAAUUAUAAAAAAGCUAUAAAAGUUCCUAGUGCUGUAGCUCAAAAAUUGAAUGAAUCUUUCAAUGAUUCUAUUAGUGAAAAUAUUACAAAGAAAAAGAAGAAGAAAAAACAUAAAAAUGACUAUUCAAUGGAUAAUGAACAAAUGGAAGAAACACAUGAAUCAAUACCUACAGAUAAUACAUCUUUCAGCAGUAAAAAGAAGAAUAAAAAACGAAAACAUGAUGCAGACAAUGAGCACAGCAGUACAAAAUGUGUUAAACAUAAUGCAGAUGCAUCAGCAGUUUGGGAGUCUGAACAGGCAAUAGAAGAAAACCUAUUUAAUUCGUAAUAGUACAAAAGAACCAUUAUACAUGUACAGUAUAUUACAUUUAGUGACAAUGAAAAACUUGUAUUUUUUACAGAAAAUCAUUAAUUAUUACAUAUUACAAUAAGUACA